This is a messenger RNA of Glycine soja, 1645 nucleotides long. Its product is annotated as serine/threonine-protein kinase SAPK10-like. Bases 335 to 1417 code for a protein of 360 amino acids. The transcript is spliced from 9 exons. Gene Ontology annotation, molecular function: protein serine/threonine kinase activity; ATP binding. The record is from RefSeq and is a predicted model, not a curated record. Gene Ontology annotation, biological process: intracellular signal transduction; protein phosphorylation. Gene Ontology annotation, cellular component: nucleus. Lineage: Eukaryota; Viridiplantae; Streptophyta; Magnoliopsida; Fabales; Fabaceae.
GUGCGUCAUCUCAAGCAGAGAGAGAUAACGGCACCGUUUUGCUGUCUCGUUGUUGGUUCCACCAAUUUGCUUAAUACUUGCAGUUGCUUGCUUCCGAUCCAACCCAAUCCACUAUUAUAAUUUUUUUUAUCUCUUCUCUUCUCUUUCCCCUCACCAACACGUCAUUUCAUUUCUUUCAAAGUCUUCCCUUCUCUCCUCUUCCUCUUCACUUCUUAAACCGUCGCCCCUUAACGACGCCGUUUCCUGUUCUCUCAUGUAAGCGCGGUUCGAGAAAAAAAAAAGAAAAUCCGUUAUUGGCGUUGUUUUAUUUUUGUUUCCGGUUCGGAUUAUUUGAAUGGAUCGGGCGGCGUUGACGGUCGGACCGGGCAUGGACAUGCCGAUAAUGCACGACAGCGACCGUUACGAUCUGGUCCGCGACAUCGGGUCCGGAAAUUUCGGCGUGGCGAGGCUGAUGCAGGAUAAACAAACCAAGGAACUCGUCGCCGUCAAGUACAUCGAAAGGGGUGAUAAGAUUGAUGAAAAUGUGAAGAGGGAAAUUAUCAAUCACAGGUCUCUGAGGCAUCCUAACAUUGUUAGGUUUAAAGAGGUAAUUUUAACACCUACUCAUCUUGCUAUUGUAAUGGAAUAUGCAUCUGGGGGAGAGCUCUUUGAGAAAAUCUGCAAUGCUGGACGUUUUACUGAGGAUGAGGCUCGAUUCUUCUUUCAGCAACUCAUAUCCGGGGUCAGCUAUUGCCAUGCUAUGCAAGUAUGUCAUCGGGACUUGAAGCUGGAAAACACUUUGCUGGAUGGAAGCUCGGCACCUCGUUUAAAGAUAUGCGAUUUUGGGUACUCCAAGUCUUCAGUGCUUCAUUCACAACCAAAGUCAACUGUGGGAACUCCUGCAUAUAUUGCUCCAGAAGUAUUGUUGAAACAAGAGUAUGAUGGCAAGCUUGCAGAUGUCUGGUCAUGUGGAGUAACGUUAUAUGUGAUGCUAGUGGGAGCAUAUCCUUUUGAAGAUCCUAAUGAACCAAAGGACUUUCGCAAGACAAUUCAGAGAGUUCUUAGUGUCCAGUAUUCCAUUCCGGACGGUGUUCAAAUAUCUCCAGAGUGUGGCCACCUUAUCUCAAGGAUCUUUGUUUUUGACCCAGCAGAGAGAAUCACCAUGUCUGAAAUCUGGAACCAUGAAUGGUUUCUGAAGAAUCUCCCUGCGGACCUGAUGGACGAGAAGAUAAUGAGCAAUCAAUUUGAAGAGCCAGACCAACCCAUGCAGAGCAUCGAUACGAUCAUGCAGAUAAUUUCAGAAGCUACCGUGCCAGCGGCUGGGACCUAUUCUUUUGACAAGUUUAUGGAGGAGCAAAUUUAUGACUUAGAAUCUGAAUCUGAUGCUGAAUCUGAUCUUGAUAUUGAUAGCAGUGGGGAAAUAGUGUAUGCCAUAUAGUUUGAUCUUAGGUGCACUAGAAAGACAGCAUAUUAAAUGGAAGAGCAUUUUCAGCAUCAAGAGAAAUAUGUGGUGCCCGCAUUUUCUGUAGUUUAGCAUGGAUAAUACAAACUUCAUGUUAAUAUUUAUGUAUUCAGUGUUGUUUGCUGAGGGAAGAAAUGAUUGUUACCCUCUCACUUCCUAUAUAUAUAUAUAUAUAUAUAUAUAUUAGCCUUUUUGUUGUCUUCA